Brassica napus (rape) is the source of this 798-nucleotide messenger RNA. RefSeq lists its product as uncharacterized. Bases 1 to 798 code for a protein of 265 amino acids. The record is from RefSeq and is a predicted model, not a curated record. Lineage: Eukaryota; Viridiplantae; Streptophyta; Magnoliopsida; Brassicales; Brassicaceae. The transcript has a single exon.
AUGACCAGAUUCUGGAAUGACAAUUGGAGUCCUUAUGGGAAACUUUCCGAGUUUCUUAAUCUCCCCCAACGGUCACGUCUUGGUAUCCAAGAAACUGCAACUCUUGAUGACCUCUACAGGGACGGUGUCUGGUCCCUUCCGGCGGCUCGAUCAGAACAACAAGUUCUACUUCAAGUAUACUUAACAUCUCUCUCCCUGAACUCUCUUGAUGAUCGCUAUAUCUGGAGCCUAAACAGCUCUUCUCAAGAGUUCUCAACGGGUCUUGUCUACGGAGAACUGAAGCAUCAUAAUCAACCAACCCAAUGGCACAAGGCAGUUUGGUCACCAAGAGGCAUCCCAAGACAGAACUUCCUCGCAUGGCUCCUUGUCCAGAACCGGUGCCCCACGAGAGAUCGGUUACUGGGUUGGGGACUACCAACAGACCCUCUUUGUUUGCUCUGCAACGUGGCACCUGAGAGUAGGGAUCAUAUAUACUAUCAAUGCCCUUAUUUUUGGAGCGUUUGGACUAGAACUGCCAAUAGAGCUGGUCAUCGACCUGAUCAAGAUUGGAACCGUGAGAUGAUCAACAUGCAGAACCUCCAAGGUCCCCGUCACUUGCAGAUCAUUCGACUCCUAGCUUGGCAAUGCACGCUGUACUAUAUCUGGGCUGAAAGGAACUCACGCCUACAUCGACACAUCUUCAAGCCUCCUGACUCAAUUGUAAAGCAGAUUGAAGCGACAAUUCGAUCAAAAAUCUCCGCUCUCCGCGAUCGAUCUCCUCGACUCUCAUCCUCUCUAUUUGCUGUGUGGAACGUAUAA